CGACUUUUUCCUGCUUCUGCUUUCGUUCCCGCCUGCUCCGUAGUAGAGCAUCUUCGUGUGGACAGAGACCUAUAAGAAAGAGAAAGAAGUGGCUGGAGAAUGCAGCCCUCCUCAUCUCGAGGACCAAAUGGCCCCCAACCCACUUCCCACGUUAUACAACACGGUCGCUACGAACACAUCGGCGUGCCGUUUCCACUUCCGAUAGCAAAUGUAGAUGUGCAGCUUCCUCUACAGACCCAGAACUUACUGCAGACACUCGCACAUGCGCUCACGAGUUUUCAAGAUCGAACGACGGACAGGCUGGAGAAGCUCGAGAUGAACCUGAACGGAAUGGUAGUCGCCAUCAACGAAAACUCACGCAAGGACACGAUCAAUCUCGCAGAGUAUAUGGAGCGCUCUCAUAAGAUUCAAAUGAAUGCGACACAGCGUCUGCUUGAUCGACUUGAGGCCGUUGAGGGCACUCUUGGCAAUGAUCCAUCUCUCCACGGGGAUGAGACUUUGACUAGCCGAAUGCAACGCAUAGAUUGCGUUGUGCAUGAACUUUUGGAAGGGAUCAGUGACCCAGAUGCCACUCGUAGAGUGACGCCGAUGCACGACGCGGCAGUCAAUACCAGUCCAUCGCUCCUUGCAAAGAACUUGGUCGAUAUCGGUGUCGAUCCAAUCAAGCUCGAUCAUAGGCUGAUCGACGCUGGAGUUGAUGCCCCGAUUCUUACAACUGUGGAUGUUGACAUUGAUGCUACCGCACUUAUCGCCCCUACCGACGCGACGAUGGGUCCAGAAAGCGGACGUUCAAACGUUCAAAUACGCACAUUCGCCGAUGCUGCAAUAUUUGCGUGCAUUCCGGUAGACGAAGAUAACGAGAGCGAGAGUGGAGAUGGUGAUUCGCCUCCGGCUCCUCCGAGUCUCUCGUCGUUCGGCGUGCCAAUGCAUACUCGCUUCCCGACGUCUCCGUACAAGUCCGAUCCCUUAACACCAGCGCAAUGGUCGCCGAAGGAUGCCAGUUUCUCGAGCUCAUCUGAGGGCCUCUCUGGGUCACAAACUUCAUCCAGAGAGCUGUCUUAUGUGGACAACUAUCUUGCUCGUGCGAGCAGUGGUACUACAUCGGCAUCGGAAACCCCUCAAAGAGCUGUCGUCGUUGCUCAAGAAGAAGUACACGAUGGGUUCGCAGCUGCAGAUGAGAACGUGAACAUGACAGUCACCGAAUUAGCGGCGGUGGUCCCCCCCGAUCCCGGGACCCCCAUCGAGACUGGUCCAUUCACGAAUGCCUGCCGUCCGCCCAGCAUACCCCCGUCUGCGCAGAAUCCACUCCCUAGCUUCGAACCGCUCUCUAGAUCCACGACCCCGGGCGCACAGACAGUCUCCUCCCCGACCGUGGUGGACAUGUCACCUACACCGCGCAGCCCAUCGCCCAAGAGCAUUGCGUCGCCCGUCUUCAACGCCUCGUCCAGCCCCGUGCCGCUGGCCCUCCCGCGGAAACGCCCGGCACCUGAUCGUGCUCUUUCCACGUCUCCCAAUGCGCGCCCGCUGCCACCACCAAUAUUUAUUGGGACGAGUGCAUUGCAGACGCAGACGCAGAGGUCGUGGCGGCCGGUGUCGUUCUCGGAGUCGUUGUCGAGCCUGUCCUCUCUCACUGAAUCCUCCCGUGCACCAUCGCCGCCCCCUCUUCCUCCGCCCCCUUUGCCGCGUCGCACCCACGCUGCACUCGCAUCGUCGACGCCGCAGGCAGUUAAGCUCACGUUGAAAAUCAAGCCCUCGCGGAGCCGCAACUCCUCGCCAGAGGUGCAAAUCAUCGAGAAGCCGGCGAGAAUUGAGAGCACGAGCAGGCGCAAGGAUAAAGGAAAGAGAAAGGCCCGGACAAAUGUGGGUAAUGGUGAAGAGAAACAUGACCUCGGCAGGCCGCAGAAGAAGCGCAAGACGGACGGUGCGGGAGCGGCAGCAAAGUCCAAGCGGGGGCCGGGUCGGCCCCGUAAGAUAAAGAGCGAGGCUAUAAUGCACAGUAAGGCUGCGCUUGUUGCUGAGAGUUCGAGUGCAGCCGCGUGGAGAGAUGCUGACGGUGAGAAGUGUGGCUGGCCGGAGAAGAUUGAAGACGAUAUCGCUUAUCAACGACAAUUCGUGCAAUGUGAUAAUUGUGAUGCGUGGUACCACUUCGGUUGUGUCGCUAUGCGUGCCGACGACCCUCGUCUUGCGGCUGAGGAUGAUGGGGAGUUCUUCUGCCCGCCCUGUGAGCUGUUCCCGGAGCAACGCAAUCGGCGCUAUGUGAACGCAGUUGAAGAUGCCUCGUGCCGUCGUCCGGACUGCAACCACCCCGGAGACCCAUCGGAAAACAAAGAGUACUUUAUCGAGCGCAUCAUCGGCCGCCGCCCUGAGAUCGGCGACAAUUCGAGAACAGGUCAUCCUCGCUACCUGUGGCUGGUCAAAUGGGAUGGGUGGCCGGUACAAGAUGCCUCAUGGGCGCAUCCUGUGCAUUUGGGUGAUUGCACGCAUUAUAUUGAAGGUUUCGAGACGGCUGCGGGGGUGGAGGGACAUGAUCUGAGUGAUCCUUGGAAGAAAGUUGUCCUAAACGAGGCUGCUGCUGUGAACUGGUAGGUUUAUGCUUGCUGAAUUUAUAGUUCUGUUCUGUCUUCAAAUGCCGCUACGCUGUACGCUGUCGCAAUUGUUUCUUGAUUCAAAAAACUGCCCUGCGCGCGACAUAUGUCCUAUGUAGAACACGUGUUCGUUAGAAUGUCUUAUGGAGCAUCCUCAAUCCAGUCUCAUACCAGCAUU
This is a messenger RNA of Laetiporus sulphureus 93-53, 2763 nucleotides long. RefSeq lists its product as uncharacterized. The coding region runs from base 100 to 2586 and encodes 828 amino acids. The transcript has 10 exons. Lineage: Eukaryota; Fungi; Basidiomycota; Agaricomycetes; Polyporales; Laetiporaceae. The record is from RefSeq and is a predicted model, not a curated record.